Hevea brasiliensis (rubber tree) is the source of this 970-nucleotide messenger RNA. RefSeq names its product acyl carrier protein 3, mitochondrial. The record is from RefSeq and is a predicted model, not a curated record. Bases 318 to 704 code for a protein of 128 amino acids. Gene Ontology annotation, molecular function: acyl binding; acyl carrier activity. Gene Ontology annotation, biological process: fatty acid biosynthetic process. The transcript is spliced from 3 exons. Gene Ontology annotation, cellular component: mitochondrion. Lineage: Eukaryota; Viridiplantae; Streptophyta; Magnoliopsida; Malpighiales; Euphorbiaceae.
ACAUAUUAUGGGAUAACGUCUUAUAAUUUCUCUCUUUCAACUCAGCUUCCUUCACCCUUUCGGUAAAUAUUUCAAAUUUAACCCCCUUUGAUAAUAAUUUUUCUCAAACACAAUUUUUUUGGAAAAAAGCCCGUAUUUUAAGCCUCCACCACUUCAUCACCGGGGCAGCAAAACUUGUUUUGACAAAGGUCCCAUCUAAUAUUUCGUUGAAGUAGCCUCACUGCAUACCGCGUAGCCUCACUGCGGCAAUAAAGCAAACACUUACGCAACUAUUCUUUACUUCGAAGCCGACUAGCACAGAAUCUCCUUGCGUUAACAUGCAAAACAUAAGGAACUCCAUCUUGAGCCAUGUGAGGCUGAGAGGUUUUGCUCAACAGCUGUUGCUUACUCAGAGAAGAAAUGUCUUCAAGCAACUGCAUCAGCAAACGCAUGCAUUAAGCAGUACCAGUCCUGAUCAAAUUAUGGAUCGGGUAAUAGGAUUGGUUAAGAAAUAUGAUAAAAUUGAUGCUGCCAAGGUUACUGAAACAGCUGAUUUCCAGAAAGAUUUGUCCCUGGACAGCUUAGAUAGGGUGGAGCUUGUUAUGGCUUUUGAGGAAGAAUUUUCCAUUGAAAUCCCUGAUGAGGAAGCAGAUAAGCUUUCUUGCUGUGCUGAUGUUGCAAAAUAUAUAGCUUAUGGAGCUGAAAAGAAGAUUUCUGGCUCCUGAAUUGAUUUUAGAAUACACAAAGGGCACUCUUUAUGAUACAUUAUGUAGGUUGUUGAUUUAUUCUUAGAUGUCGGCUAGUUUUGGUAUUAACUUCAUCUCUCCUCGUUCUGACCAUAUAUAAUGGUUGUCAGAUCCAUGAUCACUCCUAUUGUUUUUCUUAUUGAUACUGUGCUAGUGUCAUUGGUCAUAAAGCAAGACUGGAAAUUUUCUUUUAUACAUCAAUGUCCGUGUUGUUGUCAUUAUUUACAAGCAGGCUUUAUGCAUCA